CUACAGACAGACAGAGACCGGUCAGUAACGGACCGAACCGAGAACCGCGCAACAUUCCACCCGAACCAUGUCGUGGCUGUUCGGCCUGAAUAAAGGACAGAGCGGGGCGGGUCCGGAGCCUCCGAUCCCACCACCACCACCACCACCUCCUCCACCAGCCGGCGGAUCAGGGGGCAGCGGGGGAGAUAAACCCAAGGACAAAUGGAGCAACUUCGACCCCACCGGGCUGGAGAGAGCCGCACAGGCCGCCAAAGAGCUCGACCGAUCCCAUCAUGCCAAGGAGGCGCUGGAUUUGGCGCGCAUGCAGGAGCAGUCGGUGCAGAUGGAGCAUCAGAGCAAGAUGAAGGAGUAUGAGGCGGCGCUGGAGCAGCUGAAGGGCGACCAGAUUCGGAUUCAGGGUGAGGAGAGGAGGAAAACGCUGAACGAAGAGACCAAGCAGCACCAGGCGAAAGCUCAGUACCAGGACAAACUGGCCCGGCAGCGCUACGAGGAUCAGCUCCGACAGCAGCAAGCCCUGAACGAGGAGAACCUGAGGAGGCAGGAGGAGUCCGUGCAGAAGCAGGAGGCCAUGAGGAAAGCCACCAUCGAGCACGAGAUGGAGCUGAGGCACAAGAACGAGAUGCUGCACGUGGAGGCCGAGGCUAAAGCUCGCGGCCGGGUGGAGCGAGAGAACGCCGACAUCAUCAGGGAGCAGAUCCGCCUCAAAGCAGCCGAGCACAGGCAGACGGUGCUGGAGAGUAUACGAACCGCCGGCGCGGUGUUCGGUGAAGGGUUCAGAGCUUUUAUAUCAGACUGGGAUAAAGUAACGGCUACGGUGGCAGGACUCACGCUGCUGGCGGUGGGCGUGUACACGGCCAAGAACACCACGGCGGUGGCGGGUCGGUACAUCGAGGCCCGACUCGGGAAGCCGUCGCUGGUGAGAGAGACCUCCCGCAUCACCGUGUCGGAGGCCGUCAAACACCCCGUCAAGAUGACCAAGCGCCUGAUGAGUAAAGCUCAGGAUGCCCUGGAGGGCGUGGUCCUCAGCCCGUCGCUGGAGGAACGUGUACGUGACAUCGCCAUAGCAACACGCAACACCCGCCAGAACCGAGGUCUCUAUAGGAACAUCCUGAUGUACGGCCCGCCGGGGACGGGCAAAACGCUCUUCGCCAAGAAGCUGGCAGUGCAUUCUGGGAUGGAUUAUGCCAUCAUGACGGGAGGAGACGUGGCCCCUAUGGGACGAGAGGGCGUGACCGCCAUGCACAAAGUGUUCGACUGGGCCAACACCAGCCGGAGAGGGCUGCUGCUGUUCGUGGACGAGGCCGACGCCUUCCUGCGUAAGAGAUCCACGGAGAAGAUCAGUGAAGAUCUCAGAGCCACGCUGAACGCCUUCCUGUACCGAACCGGCGAGCAGAGCAACAAGUUCAUGCUGGUGCUGGCCAGUAACCAGCCCGAGCAGUUCGACUGGGCCAUUAACGACCGUAUCGACGAGAUCGUGAACUUCGCCCUGCCGGGACCUGAGGAGAGAGAGCGACUGGUGCGGCUGUACUUCGACAGAUACGUGCUGGAGCCGGCCACCGGGGGGAAGCAGAGGUUGAAGCUGGCGCAGUUCGACUACGGCAGGAAGUGUUCGGAGAUCGCAGAGCGUACGGAGGGCAUGUCUGGCCGUGAGAUUUCCAAACUGGGCGUGGCCUGGCAGGCCGCGGCGUACUCCUCUGAGGACGGCAUGCUGACCGAGGCCAUGAUCGACGCCCGCGUGGACGACGCCAUCCGCCAGCACCGGCAGAAGAUGGACUGGCUGCACGGAGACGAGGGGCGCGCCUCCGCCUCUGCCCAGCAGGGGGUGCACCUGGGGGGCAAAGGAGAAAACCUGGGCUUCACUGUGCCCCAGGAUGAGUCUCUGGUCGUUCCUCCUCACGCCCAGGAGGUCCUGUCACCCCUACAGGGGGGUUCCGGUCCGGACUGUAGCGUUCCACUACAGGAGCAGAAGGAGGUGCCACCUAAAGAUGGGACGCCAGUUUAACUACAGUUUACAGGCCGUAUGAGGACACAGAGUUUGUCCUGAGCAUCUAGGUCAGUGGUGCUCGUUCUUCUCCACUGAGGAACACGCUGAGGAACACGCCGGCCUGGUCUGGAUAAGAGCGAGCACCACUGAUCUAGAUGAACUGGGGGGGUUGGUGUGGACGGCAGGCUGAUUAUAGAUCAGAUCAGGUCAGCUGAAUUGCUAAACACCACACCCGCCCCGUCCUGCGUAUAAAUCCAAAACCACUUCCUGGAGUGCGCCUGUGAGAAUUUGUGUCCGUUCAGUCGUUCCUGAGGACAAGAAGGCCUGGCUCACGGUUGAUGUUCCGAUUCAUCCCAAAGAUCCAAAUGAAGCGUAGGCUGAUAGUCUGCGGCUCUCCUCGGCCAGGACGGUGACUGGACUCGAGCUGCGUUUGUUUUUGUGCUGUAAAUCGACCUGGUUGACGUCUGAAUUUGGCAUAACGUGGGCGUCGCCGGGAUGCAGUCGUCGUGGGAACAGGAAGUGGUUUUGGAUUUCAUGGGCUAACGUGCUGUAGGUGGAACGGGGGGGGGGGGG
Molecule: messenger RNA, 2557 nt
Organism: Trichomycterus rosablanca
Lineage: Eukaryota; Metazoa; Chordata; Actinopteri; Siluriformes; Trichomycteridae
Gene: atad3
Product: ATPase family AAA domain containing 3
Exons: 16
Coding region: 68-2002 (644 amino acids)
Biological process (GO): mitochondrion organization
Cellular component (GO): mitochondrion
Molecular function (GO): zinc ion binding; ATP binding; ATP hydrolysis activity
Source: RefSeq, a predicted model, not a curated record